This is a messenger RNA of Plectropomus leopardus (leopard coralgrouper), 4995 nucleotides long. It is a transcript of the gene phf14, whose product is annotated as PHD finger protein 14. Gene Ontology annotation, biological process: regulation of transcription by RNA polymerase II. The record is from RefSeq and is a predicted model, not a curated record. Lineage: Eukaryota; Metazoa; Chordata; Actinopteri; Perciformes; Serranidae.
GUGUUUUCCAUUGUCCACAUAACAUGCUGCUAACAGGAGACCUGCCUUGUUCCUUAUAGUAAAUACGAAAUACAGAUGGACCGCAGUUUGAAGCGCAGGCAGGUAAAGCCCCUUGCUGCCUCUCUCUUAGAUGCCUUGGAUUAUGACAGCUCAGAUGACAGUGACUUUGAAGUGGGAGAUGCCUCAGGUUCAGAUGGCACAGGCAAUGGCAGUGAUGAGGAAGGGUCUAAAGCGAGCGCUGCAGGUUCAGAAAGUGACUCAGACAACGCUGGUUCUGCAGACGAUGGCAUAGAUGAAGAGGAGGCCAAAGACCUGGCUGCUGAGGACAACUUAACGGAAGAUGAUGAGAAGACCAAACAGCAGCCUUCCUCGGACAGCUCCACCAAAGACACCCCCGCCGUCUCCCCACCCAAAGGCAGACGCAAGAGCAAGAAGACAUCAGAGCCUGAGCCUGAGCCCGCUGCAGCAGCUGGCACUGAAUCUGCCUCAAUGCCAGGGCCUGGCAGUGUGAACACUGAGGAGUCUCAGGCCGAGCCCAAGAAAUGGAAUUUCCGCAGGAACCGCCCCCUGCUAGACUUUACCACUAUGGAGGAGCUGAACGAGAUGGACGACUACGACAGCGAGGAUGAUAAUGACUGGAGACCCACAGCAGGGAAGAAGAAAGGCAAAGCAGCUGCUCAAAAAGGAGGGACAGAGGAAGAGGAGGGUGGCAGCGCUAGUGACGAUGAUGACGACGACGACGACGAUAACGAUGACGACGACGACGACGAUGACGAUGAUGAUGAUGAUGACGAUGACAAGGAGGAUGGUGAUGACAACAACAACAACAGUAGCAGUGACAGUGAAAAAGAAGCAAAAAAGCCGAAGAAGAAAGCUAAGGGCACCAACACUUUUGAUGAAGAGCUGACUAAUGACAGCAUGUCCCAGGGAAAGGGCAACGAGGAUGCCCUGCUGGACCGGUCCCAGGCCUGGAGCACUCAGCACAUCCUCAUCUGCUGCGUCUGUCUGGGAGACAACAGCGAGGACGCAGAUGAGAUCAUCCAGUGUGACAAUUGUGGCGUGACUGUGCACGAAGGAUGUUAUGGCGUGGACGGCGAGAGCGACUCGAUCAUGAGCUCUGCCUCAGAGAACUCGACAGAGCCGUGGUUCUGUGACGCCUGUAAAAAUGGAGUGGCUCCCAGCUGCGAGCUGUGCCCCAACCAGGAUGGGAUCUUCAAAGAGACGGACGCCGGGAGAUGGGUGCAUGUGGUUUGUGCACUUUACGUUCCCGGAGUAGCAUUUGGAGACAUCGAUAAACUACGACCAGUGACGCUCACAGAGAUGAAUUAUUCAAAAUACGGGGCCAAGGAGUGCAGUUUCUGUGAGGACGCCCGCUUUGCCAGGACCGGUGUGUGCAUCAGCUGUGAUGCAGGAAUGUGUCGCUCCUAUUUCCAUGUCACCUGUGCACAGAGGGAGGGACUCCUUUCUGAGGCUGCAGCAGAGGAGGAUAUUGCUGAUCCAUUUUUUGCAUACUGCAAACAGCACGCAGACCGCUUUGACAGGAAGUGGAAAAGAAAGAAUUAUCUGGCCUUGCAGUCUUACUGUAAGGUCUCUCUGCAGGAGAGAGAGAAACAGCUUACCCCUGAGGCUCAGGCCCGAAUUACGACUCGCCUACAGCAGUACCGCGCAAAAGCAGAGUUGUCCAGGAACACCCGACCUCAGGCGUGGGUGCCCCGGGAGAAGCUGCCACGGCCUCUUACCUCUAGUGCCUCAGCCAUCAGGAAGCUGAUGAGGAAGGCGGAGCUGAUGGGCAUCAGCACUGACAUUUUCCCCGUGGACACGUCUGAUGCCAACGCUAGCUUGGACGGACGCAGGAAACACAAACAGCCCGCCCUUACUGCAGACUUUGUCAACUACUACCUGGAGCGGAACAUGCGAAUGAUCCAGAUCCAGGACAACAUCUCCGAACAGAAGAACUUAAAAGACAAGCUGGAGAACGAGCAAGAAAAACUGCAUGUGGAGUACAACAAGCUCUGUGAGUCCUUGGAGGAGCUGUUGAAUGUGAAUGGAGAGCUGCGGAGCGAGGGCCAGGCCAUGUGGACUCUGCUGGGGGGCAUCCUGGGCCAGAAAUUAAACACUCCAGCUGUUCUGAAAGCCCCAAAAGAGAGGAAACCCAGCAAGAAGGAGGGAGGAACCCCAGGAAAGUCAUCCAGCCUGCCAGCGAUCCUCUACAGCUGUGGCAUCUGUAAGAAGAACCAGGACCAGCAUCUGCUGGUGCUGUGUGAUACUUGCAAGCUCUACUACCACCUUGGCUGCCUGGAGCCACCACUGACACGCAUGCCCAAGAAGACCAAGAACAGCUACUGGCAAUGCUCUGAGUGUGACCAGGCCAGCAGUGAUGAGGCAGAUAUUGCCAUGGAGACGCUACCUGACGGCACCAAGAGGUCCAGGAGGCAGAUUAAAGGACCAAUCAAAUUCAUCCCACAAGAGAUGUCGCCAGAGCCCAAGAAACAUCAAGUGAGGGGCACGAGAACCAGAGGGCAAAAGAGGAAGAGGGUUCCCAUCUGUGAAGAAAGAGAAGAUAAAAUUGAGGAACCACUGCCUCGGGAACGCCGACAACGCCAGUCUGCAAUGCAGAAAAAACCCAAAGCUGACGACACGAGGACUGAGUGUACAACCUGCAAAGGACCAGGCGACAACGAAAACCUCGUGAGGUUGUGAGAGAGCCGGGGCAGCCACCUCACCUCCCAUAAAAACUCGGGACAGAUGACCGUUGGCUUAGAGACAGAGAGAGGCAAAUUGAAGUGUUUGAAGAAUGGCGCUCGAGUCAGGCUGAAGAACGAGACCUUCACACCAUCCCGCAACCACCCUCUGAUCCAAACUGGACCAACAACUGUCCAACGAAAAAUUGAGCAGAACUGUCUGAUUCUUAGACAUGGACCCUGAAUACUGAGGUGUUGUUGGAGUCAGAGUUUGUUUGGUCAAUGUCAAACACUUCACUGCUUUUUCACACCAUGAGUAACUUGGUUGAUUCUUUUUGUGACCAAUUGUGGCUGAGGUUGCAUCUAUGCAAUUGUCUGCAUCUACUAAGUUUUAAUCAAGUAUUCAUGUUUAUUAGGCAGCAUUACACAGGAAGAAUUAAACAAACAAGUCAAAAAUGACUGAAAUGUUUACCAUCAAACCUACUGAUGGACUCGACUGCCCCAAAUUUUAAUUUGUAAGACAUUUACUCAGAGUGUCUUUACAGAUCCCAUGACAUGGUAUCAUUACUUCCUUUAUGUGAUGUAGUUCAUUUAGAAAUAGAACAUAAGACAGUAAGUAUCAGCUAUGGAGCGUAAAUCAGUUUGUUUUUAUAGGACGGACAGAAAGGCAAGCUUCUUACUGUUUUGAUGAUAACAGAAUACCAACUGAUGAACCACUGAAGAUGGACUGUUUUCCACAUAGAAGCAGCUUUCUAAAAAACACCCAUUUCAUGAGAUCUUAAAGAUUGGGUUCAAAUCUGGCUGUUGAGUGCAAUAACUUCGUCCAAAGCCAACAUGCUUCUUGAGUGCUCACAUGGCAGCUGAGCUUCACUCUGUCAGAAAUGUGGAAGUGGAAGACUCUUGGCUUUAUGUUGAUCGUGUUGCUCACAGUGUAGAGGCACAGUAAAAACACUUUAAGUUUUAUAACAGACAGAAACCGGCUGCACUCAGUUGAUUUGUGCAUCCUCUGACUUAGGACGCUAUCCCAAACAAUUCCUCUCUAUGCCUCUUAAGUGCUCACCUGCAUCCAGCAUGUAGUUAUUUUGGAUCAACACUUUUUUUUGUUGUUACCAGGAUGGUGUUCUGCACUGUUGACCUCCCAAUACAACUUCUCAUCAGUAUCAAGCAGUUUUAUUUUAUGAAGUCAUCUGCCACCCAAUCACCCUGAGUUUUUCAAUGUGAAUUUGCUCAAUUUCAGACACACUUUCAGACACACAGACACACUUUCAGACACACUUGAAACUUGACUUCCCAGACUUGAAUGUUGUAUUGUGUUUUCUAAGUAAAUAGAGGACCAGAAGUAUUAAGAAAAGUCAGUGUUGUGUAUCGAAAAGCCAACUGUUCCUGGUGUAUCAAGCGUAGCAAUGAAUACAUGCUACUGUUAAGCAUCUGUAGUAGAAACAAACUAGUGUAGUUAGUGGUAAUAGCACUUAAAUAUUAGUCCAAGUGUCUUUAGGCAUUUAGAAGUUUUCCUCUGUCUCCAUAUCUUGAAGUGACAGUUAAACUGACACAUCCUCAGAAAGAAGCCCAGCUUUGUCUCCAUGUCCCUGGUGGCCCGUAGUCAAUGCUGUCAAAACAACAGCUGCUUGCUGCUCUGUCAGGGCUCAAGACAAGUGUCACAUUCUGCCCUCAUAUGUCACUCUGUUGCCUGUACGGAGCCCUAUAUGCAUGCUUUUGGGAGCAGUCAGACCCUUGCAGUUCACUGCUUUUUUUGCUUCUCUGGGGUGUGUCCAGAAACAACACCAAACUGGGUUUGUCUUUAGAGAUGAGAUCUUGGUGCAGAAUGACUUGCUGACUCCUGACCAGUCCUUUCCCAUCACUCAUGCUCCGUCUCAGUUUUAAAAUGCAUGUCUAUAUCUAUUUAGCCAGACCUGUACAGUAAUUUAAAACUGAAAAUACGUGAUGUGGUCUUGUAGAAUUUGAAUGCCAGGUAGCUAUGUAGUGUGACAAUGUGUACAGUAUUUAUUGAAGAGGCCAAACAUACUUUUUUGUGCCUGUAUACUUGAUUAUAUACCAUAAGCUUGUGUUGUGAACAGAGUUGAACUCUGAUUUUUGACUUAAAGCGACUUCCAUGUUUUUUUUAAUUGCCAAACAUUUGUUUACGUUCGUUUACAUCCAUGCAUUUAAGGGAAUAUUUCUGAUCAACUGUGUACUGUUUUACUGUGAUACUGUAUGAAGUAAGAAUGUGAAUGUUGCUGCUGUUGUGUAUGUGAAGUGUCUCAGCCUCUGGCCUAUAGCUCUUGAAAAUUAAGCGGAGCUUUAAUAAACUCUUGAC